AUAACCCCCCAAAGCCUGCCACCCAUAUAGGUCAACCGCUCGGAUUUCACAAUACCACUGCCGCCUCUGAGUCUCAGGACGCAAGCGUCGAUCAAAGUUCAGCAGUAUCUUGGCCGCCUCCUCGCCUCGAAUAUAUUGUCACAACAGCCCAGAUUCCCACGGAACUUUCAUUUGGUGAUCAAUUCAGCGAGGAAGUAUCGUCCCAUCGUUCAACCCACACGAGUCCUGGCAAUAUGCCACACACAUUCUCAGAGCAUGAAGUGGAGGCGCCAUCCCCCACGACACCUCCCGCUCAACAUUCGGAAAGCACUCGAACCAACGCAGUCCACGAUUUCGUCAUUCGCAACAAUGGUAACACUCCCAUCACGAAGGUGUUGAUCGCCAACAACGGUAUGGCCGCCGUUAAGGCCAUCCGAUCGAUUCACAAAUGGGCGUACGAGACAUUUGGAGACGAGCGUGCAAUUCAGUUUACGGCGAUGUGCACGCCGGAGGAUUUGACGGUCAAUGCCGAGUUCGUCAGAAUGGCAGAUCAGUAUGUGGAAGUCCCCGGUGGAACCGCUAACCACAACUACGCCAAUGUCGACUUGAUUGUCGAUAUCGCAGAGCGUACGGGCGUGCACGCUGUUUGGGUCGGAUGGGGUUUCGCGUCCGAGAACCCCGUAUUAGCCGAGAAGCUUGCCGCGUUGUCACCACCCGUUGUAUUCGUCGGUCCUCCGCCAUCUGCUAUGCGAGCGCUCGGUGAUAAGAUCGCCUCUACGAUUGUCGCCCAAUCUGCCGACGUGCCUUGUGUCGCCUGGAGUGGCACUGGCAUCGACGACGUUGCGAAGGACAGCGAAGGCCACGUGUACGUUCCCGACGAGAUCUACCUGAAAGCCACCACCAACGAUGUCAACGUCGGUCUGUCGCACGCCGAACGCAUCGGCUACCCGGUCAUGAUCAAAGCCUCUGAAGGUGGAGGUGGUAAGGGUAUCCGUCUCGUCGACGAGCCAUCUCAGUUCGCACAAGCCUUCGUUCAGGUUCAGCGUGAAGUCCCCGGAUCCCCUAUCUUCAUCAUGCGUGUCGUCCGCAAUGCAAGGCACUUGGAGGUUCAGCUUCUCGCCGACGGCUACGGCAAUGCCAUUGCUCUGUUCGGUCGUGACUGUUCCGUUCAGCGUCGUCACCAAAAGAUUCUGGAAGAAGCUCCUAUUACCAUCGCCCCUCCUGAAAUUCUGAGCAAGAUGGAGAACGCGGCUGUUCGUCUCGCCAAGUUGGUCGGCUACGUCAGCGCCGGUACUGUCGAAUAUCUGUACGAGCCAAGCACUGGCGAGUACUACUUUUUGGAACUCAACCCCCGUCUGCAAGUCGAGCACCCGACUACUGAGAUGGUCUCUGGAGUCAAUAUACCCGCUGCCCAGCUUCAAGUGGCUAUGGGCAUUCCCCUCAGCAACAUCAGGGACAUCAGAACCCUCUACGGACUCACCCCGACCGGUCGCUCCGAGAUUGAUUUCGAUUUCAGCAACCCGGAUUCCUAUGAGAAGCAACGCAAGCCUUCCCCCAAAGGACACGUCAUCGCCGCUCGUAUCACCGCUGAGAACCCGGAUGCCGGUUUCAAGCCCAACAGUGGAAAGGUUGUCGAGCUCAACUUCCGCAGUAACAGCAACGUCUGGGGUUACUUCUCCGUGAACGCCUCCGGAGGUGUCCACGAAUACGCGGAUUCCCAGUUCGGUCACGUCUUCUCUUACGGCGAGACUCGUCAAGACUGUCGAAAGAACCUUGUCAUGGCGCUCAAGGAGCUCUCCAUUCGUGGUGACUUCCGUACGACCGUCGAGUACCUCAUCAAGCUGCUCGAGACGGAGACCUACGUUGACAACAAGUUCACAACCGGGUGGCUCGAUGUUUUGAUCGCUCAGAAGAUGGACACCGAGAAGCCCGACUCUAUUCUUACCGCCAUCUGUGGUGCUGUCGCUAAAGCUCAAACCUGGUUCCAGCACAACAUCGGAGAGUUCUGCCGCGCCCUUGAGAAGGGUCAGACCCCAUCCCGCUCUCUUCUUGAGACAAAGCACCAAGUCGACUUCAUCCUGCACAACGUUCAGUACAAGAUUGCAGUCACUGUCACAGGCGCCGAGUCUUACAGACUGACCGCCAAUGGCUCCCACGUCGACGUUGUCGCCAAGAAGCUCGCUGACGGUGGCGUGAUGGUUCUUCUCGGAGGUCAGAAGCACUUGGUGUAUGCCAAGGACGAAGGCCACGCCACCCAUUUGGAACUCGACAGCAAGGCCGUCAUCUUGGAGAAGGAGAACGACCCUACGAAGCUUCGCUCGCCGUCUCCUGGCAAGCUCGUACGGUACCUCGUCGAAGAGGGCUCCCACCUGAACGCCGGCGACGCUUUCGCGGAAAUUGAGGUCAUGAAGAUGUACAUGCCUCUGCUCGCCAGCGAAAGCGGAUUGGUCGAGUUUGUCCUUCCGGCCGGAAGCGUGCUUUCCGCGGGUGAAGUCAUUGGGUCCCUUACCCUCGAUGAUCCAAGCAAGGUCAGGCGCGCAACGGUCUUUGAGGGCGAGUUCCCCAAAGUCGGCGCCCCCCGAGUGGUCGGAGACAAGCCUCACCAGAGAUACGAACAAGCCAAGCAAACAGUCGACGGGAUCCUUGACGGUUACGAGUUCCACGGCGACAUCGGUGCCGUCGUUCGCCACCUCGUCGAACAGUUGCGCGAGCCCGAGGUGCCACUCUGCGAGCUCUCCCAGGUCCUCUCCGCUCUUGCCGGUCGCGUGCCGCCCAAGCUCGGUGCCGCGAUGCAAGCCGAGAUUGAGCGUUUCAGGACCCAGGGCGAGCCCUUCCGUCCGGAAAUAUUCCAACAGCUCAUCUCGCAGGCCAGCCUCAGCAUGAACAAAGACGAUCACACCGCAUUCACCGCCACCAUCGUUCCGGUCCAACAGGUUCUGGACCGCUACGCUCAAGGCAUCAAGUACCACGAGCGGGCAGUGCUUGCCAGCCUGCUCACGCGUUACAUACACAUCCAAGAGUUGUUCGAUUCGAAACGACAGGAUGACGUGCUCCUUGAGUUGAGGGACCAGCACAAGAAUGCUCUCGGCAACGUCGUCGCGGUGGCUCUCGCCUUCUCCAAGCAGAAGAACAGGAACGACCUCGCGCUCGUAGUUCUCGACCAUCUCCGAAGCGACAUCACUGACGAAGGGAAACAGGUUUACGUCCCAAUCAUCACCGAGAUGACCGCUUUCACCAGCCGCGCUACCGCUAAGGUCUCCCUGAAGGCCCGCGAAUUGCUGAUGUGGUACCAGAUGCCCAGUUACGAGGAGAGGUUCAACGACAUGCAGGACAUCCUGCUCUCUGCCGUCAAGGCCGGCAACGCUUGUGAAGACGAUGCCGCUCCUGUGUUGAGGCAGCCAAGCUUCGACAACAUGUACUUGUCGAAGCUGGUCACUGCCAACCACACCAUCCUGGAUAUCCUCCCGCAGUUCUUCUACCAUUCCGAUGUCAGCCUCCGCGCCGCUGCUCUCUACACCUACGUGCUGCACACCUACCAAGCGUACUCAAUCACGUCGGUCAAGCACCAUAUCGAAACUGAGCCGAUCGUCUUCGAGUGGGAGUUCACUCUCCGCCCCGUCACAACCACCAGCGGUUCGGACAGCAAAAGCCGUACCUACUCGCGUGCGGGAUCGUCUACGUCGCUGAGCAGCCUUCAAACAGCACCAGCGAGCGGUGCGUCCGGUGACCUCAAGGGAGCGCGGAAAGGAGUUCUUUGCGCUUUCACUUCGUUGGCGGACGUCGAAGAGCGUUUCGCAAGCUUCAUUGAACAGUACGGUGAAGCCGUCAAGCCCGCAGUCAACGGGUUGAACCGUGGAAGCCAGCACCGUGCCGCGCGCAACGUGGUGAACAUCGCUGUCCUGGACGUCCAAAACGAGCUUGCCGAUACCGACGCCGCUCAAGCCAAAUUCAAGAGCAUCGUUGCUUCCAUUCGCCCUCUUCUCCGUGCCAAGGCCAUUCGGCGAGUUACGUUCAUGCUUCUCCGCAAGGGCAAAUACCCCCACUACUUCACUUACAAGGAGGAAUUAGACUUCGUUGAGGACGUUCUCAUCCGCCACAUCGAGCCCGCAAUGGCCUACCAGCUGGAGCUGCAACGCCUUGCCAACUAUGAGGUCAAGCCUUGCUUCAUCGACAACCGUCGCAUCCACGUGUACCACGGAGUCGGCAAGAAGAACCCUGCUGACCACCGCUUCUUCGUUCGCGCCAUGGUGUACCCUGGUCAAGCACCAACCGAUCAAACCCGCACUCACGAGUUCCUGCUCAGCGAGGGUACUCGUAUUCUCACCGACAUCAUGGACGCGUUGGAGAUUGUCGGUGCUCAGUUCCCCAACACCGACGGUAACCACAUCUUCGUUAACUUCGUCCCCACCUUCGAGAUCGACACCGAGGUGGUCGAGAGCAGUUUGAGAGACUUUGUUGAGCGUCAUGGUCAACGUCUGUGGAAGCUACGUGUCACCACAGCGGAAGUCCGUUUCCUCCUCAGGAAGCCCAUCACCGCCGCGCCUUCGCUCAACGGUAGCAACCACGGCGUCGGACGCGUUUCCCCAACAUCGGCUGCCGCCACGCAGAACACACCAAGGGCUUUCCGCUACGUGAUGUCUUCCGUCACCGGCUAUGUCACCCGUAACGACGUGUACCAAGAGCACCGCGACGGUACUGGUGUGCAGAAGUUCCAGUCCCUCUCUUCCCCACCCGGCCCAUUACACCAAGUCCCCGUAAGCGCUCCCUACCCCACCCGCGCGUCCAUUCAACCCAAGCGCUACAAGGCCCACUUGAUGGGUACCACCUACAUCUACGACUUCCCCGAACUCUUCCGCCGUGCUGUUGAAAAGAAGUGGGUUGCGCACAACAAGGAGAAUGGUAGUGCUUCCCGUGUUCCCGCUGUGGUGAUGAAUGUUACCGAGCUGGUCGUUGGAAAGGACGGAAACCUGAUUGAGCUUGUGCGCGAGCCUGGAGAAAACGACUGCGGAAUGGUAGCUUGGGAUUUGGAGCUGUUCACGCCUGAGUACCCUGAAGGUCGCCACAUUGUGGUGGUUGCAAAUGAUAUCACAUUCAACAUUGGAUCUUUCGGACCACAAGAGGACCUGGUGUUCUUCAAGGCUUCAGAGUACGCCAGGAAGCAAGGUAUCCCGCGCAUCUACAUUUCCGCAAACUCCGGCGCUCGCAUCGGUCUUGCGGACGAGGUGAUCAACCACUUCAACGUCGCAUGGCUGGACCCCAGCAACCCCGCCAAGGGCUUCGACUACCUCUACCUCACCGAGGCAGAGCACAAGAAGCUUGUUCUUGACCAGCCAGAAAACCCGUCAGUCCACUGCGAGCUUGUUACCGGUGAGGACGGCGAAAAGCGCUACAAGAUCGUCGAUGUGAUCGGACGCGAGCACGGUCUUGGCGUGGAGAACCUUCAAGGAUCCGGAAUGAUUGCCGGCGAGACCAGCUUGGCCUACGAGGAGAUCUUCACCGUCACCCUCGUCACAUGUCGCAGUGUCGGUAUCGGUGCCUACCUCGUCCGACUCGGCCAGCGUGCCAUUCAAGUCGAAUAUACACCCAUCAUCCUCACCGGUGCUGCAGCGCUCAACAAGGUGCUCGGUCGCGAGGUCUACACUUCCAACUUGCAACUCGGUGGCACGCAGAUCAUGCACCGCAACGGUGUUUCUCACCUCGUUGCAAAGGACGAUAUGAACGGAGUCCAAGAAAUCAUCAACUGGCUUUCGUUCGUUCCCAAGCAUCGCAACGCACCGCUCCCUGUUCUCCCCACCACCGAUCCCAUUGACCGGGAGGUUGAAACGGAGAUCACCAAGGCGCCAUACGAUCCCCGCGUCUUACUCGCAGGCGGUGAAGACAAGGACGGCGACUUCGCUGCUGGAUUCUUCGACCGUGGCACAUUCGCCGAGACACUUGCCGGUUGGGCCAAGGGAGUCGUAGUUGGGCGUGCUCGUCUCGGAGGCAUCCCCGUUGGUGUCAUUUCCGUGGAAACCCGUUCCACAGACACCGUCAUCCCCGCCGACGCAGCCAACGAAACGUCCCAGGAGCAAACUAUCUCCGAAGCUGGUGGAGUGUGGUACCCCAACUCGUCAUACAAGACCGCGCAAGCCAUCAACGACUUCAACAAGGGCGAACAACUUCCUCUGUUCAUCUUUGCGAACUGGCGUGGAUUCUCUGGCGGUCAAUCCGACAUGUACAAGGAAGUGCUCAAGUACGGUGCUGGUAUCGUCGAUGCGCUGAGGGCCUACAAGCAGCCGGUAUUCGUCUACGUCAUCGGUGAACUCCGCGGUGGAGCCUGGGUCGUCGUUGACCCUACCAUCAACCCCGACAUGAUGGAGAUGUACGCCGAGGAGCAGUCCCGCGGUGGUGUCCUGGAACCCCAGGGUAUCGUCGAGAUCAAGUUCCGUCGCCCGCAGAUGAUUGCUGCCAUGGAGCGCCUCGACCCUGAGUACCGGGCUCUGAAGCGCCAGCUUGCAGAAGCGACCCCUGACGCCAAGGCACAUCUUCAAGCCGCCGUUGAACGUCGGGAGAAGGACCUCCUGCCCGUGUACCACCAAGUCGCUGUUGAAUUCGCCGACCUUCACGACAGGCCCGGCCGUAUGCUCGCCAAGGACGUCGUCCACCGCAUCGUCGGAUGGGCAGAGUCGCGGAAGUUUUUCUAUUGGCGCCUCCUGCGCCGCAUCAGCGAGGAGACUGUGAUCCGCAACCUGCAGGAAGCCGACUCAACCCUCACCCGCGCGGACUGCAAAUAUCUUCUCCAGCAAUGGUUCGCCGACGACGUGCACAAGGUCCGCGCCGUCUUUGACGACGACGAGAUGGAGGACCAAGACCACCAACACCAGCACCAGCAGGCCAACGACUACCCCGGCGCCGACCUUUCCGUUGUGCGCUGGCUCGGUAUUCGCCGCGAGAGCGUCGAUGAACGCGUCGACAAGGUCAGGAUCGGGGCGCGCACCCGUGCCGUGCAGGAUAUCGCCGCGAGUGACAUUGAUGUUGCUGUGGAGGGUAUCCUCAAGGCUGUCCAGGGACUUGAUGCCAAGCAUCGCCAGCGCGUGCUCGACUCUUUACGCUCGGCGUCGAUGUAGAACAUUGCGUUUAGAUUCACACUUCACUAUCGUACAGCGUUUGCGCUAGAACCCCAUUUUUGUUUUGCCACAUUUCACCUUUCCCCUCUUUG
Messenger RNA from Fimicolochytrium jonesii, 7177 nucleotides. Its product is annotated as acetyl-CoA carboxylase. Gene Ontology annotation, biological process: fatty acid biosynthetic process. The transcript is spliced from 5 exons. The record is from RefSeq and is a predicted model, not a curated record. The coding region runs from base 234 to 7085 and encodes 2283 amino acids. NCBI's taxonomy places the organism in Eukaryota, Fungi, Chytridiomycota, Chytridiomycetes, Spizellomycetales, Powellomycetaceae. Gene Ontology annotation, molecular function: metal ion binding; ATP binding; acetyl-CoA carboxylase activity.